Molecule: messenger RNA, 705 nt
Organism: Guyanagaster necrorhizus
Lineage: Eukaryota; Fungi; Basidiomycota; Agaricomycetes; Agaricales; Physalacriaceae
Exons: 3
Coding region: 1-705 (234 amino acids)
Source: RefSeq, a predicted model, not a curated record
AUGCAUGCAACAUCGCCCUUGUCUCCCGAUUAUGGCCAGACAUGUCGCUGGAUCACCUCCUUCCUUGAUUUUCACGUCGUGGACGUAUCUACUCUUUGCCUGGAGACGUUCCUCCAGAAUCAAACCUUUUUCGAUACGACCGAUGCUAUAUUAUCCUUAUUGUUAGUGCUCUCGAACGCGUCCCCGAUCUUAACUUGUAUCCUCGAGACCGAAGACUUCAUACGUUCCUUCACCCAUUCCACCGUAUGCCUUAUGGCGAUGUCCCAAAGCUCGUCCUUGCAGCCAAUCGCAACGACAAUCCUGACAUGCUUUUGGAAACCGACGGGGGUUGGCAUCCAUCCAGCAAUGGCCGUUAUUCUACACGAAAUGCCCUCACAAAGAAUCGUCGCCUCGCUCCAAGGAGUCGUGCAUCAAAUACAAGAACUAUCCAUUACACCAUCAUCAUUGCGCAACUUUGCCUAUACCAUCCAUUUCUUCUGUGGAUCUGCCAUCUCCUAUCUCGUAUCACGGCGAAACUACGCCAAUUACCUCCUCCCGAGAUUGAUUGAGACCUCGAGGCGGCAUUCUUUACCUCUAUGGUCUACCUUGUCGAGGGCUGCGCACCGUACCGUACACGGUGUAGUACCAUACAAAUGGUCAUUCGAGUGUGUUCGGCUUCGGUCCGUCUUCCGUAUAACGGUCACCGAAAACCGUACAAUACGGUGA